AUGUCCACGGAACACUUGCGCCAGGCCAUCGUGCAGAAGACGCUCUAUGUGAAGGCGUUCCAGCCUUUGCAAAAGGGUGAGAUCUCCAUCGUGCUGAACAGCCACUUCUACGAGCCAUACUCCGACUCGGAAGCCGAUGUUGAUGCGGCGCAACGAAGACUUGAGUUCUACGUCGGGCGGUUUGGCGAUCCCUUCUUCCUCGGGAAAGAUUACCCUGUUUCGAUGCGAAAGUUUCUAGGAGACAGGCUCCCCCGUUUCAGCACUGAAGAGCGUAACCUUCUUCGCGACACAGCUACUCUCAAUACAUUCUACGGCAUGAAUCACUACUCAACAAAGUUCGCCCGUGCCCUCCCUGAUCCUCCGGCCGAAGACGACUGGACAGGCAAUAUCGAGGAGGGAGCCGUCAACAGCGCAGGCCAAGAAAUAGGUCCAGUAUCACAGUUUCAGUGGCUCCGUGUCGCACCAAAUGGCUUCCGCAAGCUAUUGAACUGGGUUUGGGAGCGAUAUCAUCUACCUAUCAUCGUCACAGAGAACGGAUGUCUAUGUCCUAGAGAGCAAGAUCUGAAGGUUGCAAUUGACGACAAGUUUUGCGAGAGGUACUUCGGUCUAUAUCUCGAUGCCAUAUCACGAGCUAUAUACGACGACGGUGUUCCCGUUAAGGGCUACUACGUGUGGACGCUUAUGGACAACUUUGAAUGGUCGGCUGGAUAUCAGCCCAAGUUCGGUAUUGUUCAUGUUGACUUUAAAAACGGCUUGACGCGCACCCCAAAGAACUCGGCAAGGUACCUACGUGAGACUUUCUACAGAAGGAGACAGGGCUCUAAGAACUGA
Molecule: messenger RNA, 831 nt
Organism: Fusarium verticillioides 7600
Lineage: Eukaryota; Fungi; Ascomycota; Sordariomycetes; Hypocreales; Nectriaceae
Exons: 3
Coding region: 1-831 (276 amino acids)
Biological process (GO): carbohydrate metabolic process
Molecular function (GO): beta-glucosidase activity
Source: RefSeq, a predicted model, not a curated record